Molecule: messenger RNA, 1671 nt
Organism: Rangifer tarandus platyrhynchus (Svalbard reindeer)
Lineage: Eukaryota; Metazoa; Chordata; Mammalia; Artiodactyla; Cervidae
Source: the annotation of a GenBank genome assembly
AUGUCACACUUCUUCUACUUGACACCACAGAUUCUUCUGCCUUUCAGCCCUCUCACUUCUCAAGAGUUUGACGUGAUCAGACGGAAGGCUGCAGCAUCUUGGCAGGAUGAAGCGAGGUGGUCAGAUUUGUCGGUGACAACGUACACGGGCAGUUACAGGAAAAAGCGGCUGGACGAGUCCACAGGCGGCUGGCUCAAAGCAGGACAGCCCUGGCCUGACCAUCGCAAGAUGGCAUUCCCAAACUGCUUUGCUGGCAGGGCUGAGCUCCACCGGACCACAGAUGCUAAAGGACUGUUACCACAUAUAACCAGUUCCUUUAAAAAUUCAUUUAUUGUCAAGCAUGGAGUGGCACACCAAAUUCUGUCUGGGGAUUCUCCUCCAGCACCUCCACCUCCAGGUUAUGAAAGACCAUAUGUCAGACUUAAAAAGCCAGCACCAAAGAACCUGAUGAAGUACAGUCUUCUAAGGAGAGAGCUCCUGAAACAUUUUCGUGAACCAAGUGAUUCUAUGAGCAAGACUAGUUCAUCUGGAGGCUCAGAAGUUGAUCAAGUCGUUUAUAUUCGGAAAGGACCACUGUCACUUGGAAGCAGGCUUCUCUGCAAGAACCACAGAAAGGGUGUUGUGGCCCCGACAGCUGUCGGCUCUAGUGUCCAAGGGGCCAGUGCUGUCCAUCUGGGCGCCCCAGGCGGGGAAGGGCGCAAGGGCGUGAGAAAGGCUCUUUUGUAUUCAGAGCAAUCGUCGCCUGAGCCGCAGCCUCGCUCUACCAGCCUCGCUUCCCCGCGAGGCGCCGCGGGGAAGCAAGUUGGCGGGAGGGGGCGGCUGGCGGUGCGGCGGGGGCGGAAGCGGGGGCGGUGCGACUCGCGGCCUUUCUUGCCCCGGGUCCCUCCAGAGCGGCCUCGCGUCCCACAAGCCCCGCCCACAUCCCGCCCCGCCCACAUCCCAGCCCCAGCCCCGCCCACAUCCCAGCCCCAGCCCCGCCCCACGGCGGUCUUCCUGUCGGAGUUCCUCGGGUCUCUGAAUUCCGCCGCUCUCUCGCCUCGCUUCCUCUCCAGAUCCGCCUCCUGCCUCCACGACCCCCCUCCUCCUCCGCACCGCGGGCCUCCGCCUUCUGCGGCUCCUCCUCCUCCAGUUCCACGACCCUCCCCCACUGCAUUCCCAGCGCCCCCUCUGGCCCCACCCCGGCUCGACGUGCCAGUCCCUCACUCCGCCCCGCACUGCCCACUACCCCGCCGCCCCGGCCUGUGCCUGUACGCAGCGCCCUGGAGGGAGGUCACCCCGCGGAGACCCUGUGCGGGGGAAGGCAGCGCCGCUGUCCUGGGAGCCAAGGGGCUGGGGGACUGCUGUCCCACCGAGGGGCAGGCCGAAUCGCGUGUGGUUACGGAAGUAGCUGUCCCCUACCCCUCUUCCUUCGCACCCCACCCUGCUCUCUGCCUGCUGCCGGGUUUACUCCCGUUGAGCGAACAGACCUUCUCCACAUGGUUUCUGUUAAAUAGAAAAGGACCUCGUAUUGCACAAGUGGCACGCUGUGAAAUCCGCCGUCCCGUCAGGGCCACCCUUCAGGUUUUUAACCUGCCGUGGCUCACGUGGGGCUCGCCCUCCUGCCAGGCUCUGUGGGUCCCCAUGGCCCUCCUUCCUGUCAUCACUGAACUUGUAAUUGUGAAAAGCACGUGA